AUGGAGUCGACGACGCACGAGGUUGAGCAGGGUCUCGUCGCGUUCCAGACGCUACUGGAGUAUCAUACCGACAUCGCGUUCGAUUUCUUCGAGGCGUGGUGUCUGCGGAAUAUCUUCAUGAUUCCGGGCGAUCUCCCUGUUGUAUUGCCGCACCAGGAGGGCCUGGAUCUGACGGUGACACCAGAGCAAGAGCAGGAGCUCAUGGACGAGAUCGAUGAGCUGAGAAAGCGGCUCGAUGGGCAAAGAAAACUUAAACGAAUGCUCCUACGAGCGAAUCGCACGUCCUCGCGGCAGCUGAAACAAGCCCAGACGCGUCUAUCCUACCUUUCGUCCCUCUCAGGCCCGGAUGGAUCGACACUCGAAACUCUGCAUGAACUCCCUCCCCGCUUCGUCGAAAUGUACAACACGCUGUCCUCAUUGCCGCCCUUGGAUACGCCCGCGUCUGUUGACACCACAGAGCCAGGCAAGCGGCCCUGGGAGACGAGCAAGACUGGGUACAUGAAUUGGGCAUUGGGACGGCUGCUAACGAAGGGCGCGGACCAAGACGAGGGUGCUGGACACUUGGCGGUGGAUAAAUUAGACAAGGCGGCGUCGAUAGUUGGGACGAGCGAGGAGCUGAGGCGGGCAUUGGACUCUGUGGAGGUGCUCAAACGCAGGUUGGAUCAUGCACCAGAACGGGAUGACGAUAGCAGGAUGGACGAGUCGCCGUAG
Cyclocybe aegerita is the source of this 711-nucleotide messenger RNA. The record is from the annotation of a GenBank genome assembly. Lineage: Eukaryota; Fungi; Basidiomycota; Agaricomycetes; Agaricales; Hemipholiotaceae.